Messenger RNA from Cynara cardunculus var. scolymus (artichoke), 831 nucleotides. Its product is annotated as alpha carbonic anhydrase 4-like. The record is from RefSeq and is a predicted model, not a curated record. The coding region runs from base 1 to 831 and encodes 276 amino acids. Gene Ontology annotation, molecular function: zinc ion binding; carbonate dehydratase activity. The transcript is spliced from 6 exons. Lineage: Eukaryota; Viridiplantae; Streptophyta; Magnoliopsida; Asterales; Asteraceae.
AUGGCAAACCCUGAUCGAUUAUCUCUCAUCUUCGUUUCUCUGCUCGGUUCAUUGCUUUCGUUUAUCGUGAUAUGCAAUGCUCAAGGAACUACUGAGCACGAAGCCUUCAGCUAUAUAGAAGAUAGUUCAAAUGGACCGGGGAAAUGGGGAACUCUUAGGCCCGAGUGGAAAGCUUGCUCAAGCGGAGUAGCGCAAUCGCCUAUUGACAUCAAUGUCAAACAAGCACAAGUUCGACCAGAUGACUUGAAAGCGACUUACAAGCACGCACCUGCUAAACUUGUCAAUAGAGACCAUGCUGUCGCUGUGGAAUGGGAAGGAGAUGCCGGAGGAAUAGAAAUAAAUGGUGUAUCGUACAAGCUGAUUCAAUGUCAUUGGCAUACUCCUUCUGAGCAUACUCUUGAUGGGGUYAGGUUUGAUGCCGAGCUACAUUUGGUUCAUAAUAGUGGUGCAAACCGAAAGGCUGUUAUUGCUUGCUUUCACAGCAUUGGAGGAAACGACCCCUUUAUUGGAAAUCUGACAGAUAAGAUCAAGRUGCUUGGUUUAGAUGGAGUCGAUUUGGGUCGAAUAAGUGCAAGUAGUAUAAAGUGUGGAAGCAAGAAGAAUUUCAGAUAUAUUGGGUCUCUUACAACUCCUCCAUGCGAUGAGGAUGUCAUUUGGACAAUUACAGAUAAGAUUAGACCGGUUGCUGCGGACCAAGUCAAACUAUUGAAARAAACAGUUAAACCUGAAUUUGAAGAAAAUGCAAGGCCAAUUCAAGCACUCGGAGAAAGACAAAUUUGGCAAUUUGAUUUACCAACAGAUUCUCUUGCACCGACACCGGCAAACAGAUGA